Messenger RNA from Drosophila takahashii, 3134 nucleotides. RefSeq lists its product as uncharacterized. Gene Ontology annotation, cellular component: Sin3-type complex. The record is from RefSeq and is a predicted model, not a curated record. Gene Ontology annotation, biological process: negative regulation of cell migration. Lineage: Eukaryota; Metazoa; Arthropoda; Insecta; Diptera; Drosophilidae.
UCUUCUGUUUUUUUCACAACCGGAAUUUUUCGCUGUUGCUUUUGCUGCGCGCAUUCUCACGUACACACACGCACCGAGAGCGCGUGCGAGCGAGACGGCGAUGCUCAGCUGCUCGCGUUAUCACUGCAUUCGCUUUGUACACAAUUUCGUACAUGCGUCGAUUUUCGUCAGUUUCUUCAAUUCGCCUUUGUGUUCCUCGCGUGCAGACGCGUUUUCGUUUUUCUCCGCCGCUUUCCUUUAAAUUUAAAACAAAAAAUAGUGCUUUGGUUUUUGUGAAGAAAUACGAGCAAGUGUGUGUUUAUUAAAGCACAAAUGCAGCCAACUACAGUGAAGCCUGGGCAAUGGAUGUUGGCAAUGCAAGCGCUCAAAACAACGACAGCAAACGGAAUGAUUACGCACAAAUAACACUGGCACAACUUCAGUGAAAACCGCAACCGUAACACACACCAAACACUCGCAAAAGCACUCAAAAAAACCUUUUUAAACAGUUCAAAGAAAAAAAACUCUAAAAAAUCCAUCAUUUAAAGCACAAAAAGCAAAAAACCAGCGACAAAAAAUUUAAAGCACAAAUAGACACAGUAAAACCUGUGUUAUUUCCAUCCAAAAACAUACGAAAAAGCCAUGUUUAAUUUCCACAAGCCUCGCGUCUACCGCUCCGCGGAUGGAUGCUGCAUUUGCCGGGCCAAAUCGAGUAGCUCCCGUUUCACCGCCUCCCGGAAGUACGAAAAGGAGUCGAUGCAGUGCUUCAAUCUCCACGAGCCCCGCAACGGCGAGAUCUGCAACGCCUGCGUUCUCCUGGUCAAGCGAUACAAGCGUCUGCCUGUCGGGAGCAAGCGCCACUGGGGUCAUGUGGUGGAUGCCCGUGCCGGACCCGGAACCAAGUCGCUGGCCAAGCAGAAGAAGCGCGACAACGCCGAGGCGGCGGAGGGCAAGGGCGCCAAUGGUAGCGGCAAUUCAUUUCUGCCCGAAAAGUUCGCCAAGAUCUUUAAGAAGAAUCGCAAGGGCAAAGUAACCGCAGCAGCAGAAACCGCUAUAUCUGUUUCCAGUGUCAUCAAUCGCCCCAGCAGCACUUCGCCUACCUCCGAGCAUCAGCCGAGCGAUUCGAACGAGAGCUACGACGAUGAGCAGAUGCCAGGAUUGAUGGGACCCGGAUCCUCUGGACCCGGACCCUCUGGGGCGCCCUAUCAAACUCGCAAGCGGACGGCGGCCGCUGCUCUGGCCACUUCCGGAUGCUCGGAGAGCAGCAAGCGUCCCAAGCUGACCGGCAGCAAGCGACGCCGUCAAUUGCCGCCGCAAAAGAAUCGACGGGCCGUCGACAAUGUGCCCUUCUUCGAGGAAAGUGAUCUCGUCCGUCUGGAAGUCUGUUGCGGAGUGGUCUUCCAGAGUCUGGCUCUCGGCAGCUGUUGCUACAUCAUUGAUCCGGAUGUGUACCAGCCGUGCGAGAAGCACCAGCAUCUGCGCCACCAGCAACUGCUACUCAAGCAGCAGCAUUUGGAGCAGCAGGUGGAGGCCGCCGUCGCCGCCGCUGCCGCCGCCAAUCCCAUUCCCAUCGCUCAGCCCACCGCCACUCAAGUUUUAGGCCAGGGACCAAAGAUGGGGCCACUCAAGAAGCACCAUUUGUUCUUCAUGCGACAAUCAGAGACAUUUCCGGAGGGCGAUGUCCAUAGUAUAAGUCCAAUUCCACUGAGCAAGACUGAAACGAACGGCCAACCACAUUCCAAGCCGCAGACCCCCCAAACGGUUCCCGUGGGCGCUGCCUCGCCCUCGUCGCUGUCUUCCUCCUCCAACUGCUCCACCUCGUCCUCGGUGGCCACCAAGUUCAACGACAACUCCUCGGACUCGGGAUUCGAUGAGCAUGUGCUGGAGCGCAAGUCUGUGAGUCCACCAACGCAGGAUGAGUGGAAGCUGCGUGGAGCCACGGGUGGCAUGCAGCUGAUCCUGGCCAGCGGCCUGCCUCUGUCUGGACAGCCGCAGAAUCUGGUGCUGGCUGGCAAUGAGUUUACGGCACGCAUUGUGCAGCAGAGAGAAUCGGGAGCUGCAGCGGCACCUCUCAAAAUCAACGUACUAGGCGGAUCUCAGGGCAACGGCAAUAAGAUGCGUGCAAUAUUCAAUAGCGCCAGCAGCAUUCAGCAUGAGAACGGGGUGACCACCAUACUGCCGGCCUCCUCGCUGGCGGCCACCAAUCAGACGGCCGCCAUGAACGCCAUUGCGCCCAGCACGGUGACCAUAACGCCGUCGUCGGUGGGCAAGAAGGUGGCGGCGGUGCCCAAUUCCAAGUUCAUACUGCUAAAGCCCGCCAAAUUUGUGGGCCAAACGGCAGCGGCGGCGGCGGAGCCACCCGCUCCUCCUCCUCCUCCUCCAGAAGCCAAAAUCGUCUAAGCGAACGAGGACGAGAACGAAAGAGAGAGAGAUAGAUAGAUAGGAGAUGCCUAGCGUCUCGCAGGGAGUUUCCCGCCCCCUGUUACAUUUGUUAUAACUCGACCUACCUAUUUAAUGGCCACAGAAUGCCAACCACCACCUCCCUCCCAUCAAUUUAUAAUUUUUUUUUUGUAUUUUCAUUUUUUAUCUCAACGUUUAUGGACGAGUUUCCCCAUACAAUAUUUAUUUUAAGAUGUGCCCCCAAAGCAGUGCAUAAUGUACAUACACAACGCAGUUUACUUGUAUCCAUCUCCUCCCCCCUACAAUGUCUUUUGUAGAAUACUCAGCCGAAGCAGCAGCUCCCCAUAUCAUUUUAGGGUAGUAUUUAACGAUUCAAGAACACCUUAACUUAGACGUUAGUUUAUGUACAUACGAUUUAAGCCAGCCCUAAUGACUUGUUUUCGUCUAGUUGCCCAACUUAGUCAUCGUCUGCAGUUCGUACGUUACCAUGUUGAGCGAGGAUAGAACGGAUCGCAGAUCGGAGAGCAUUUUUAAAAGCGAUUUAUCGUAGUAGUUGGACGUGUAGUAGUUCAGUGCCCUAGUAGUUUGUAAUCGAACACAAAGUUUGCCCCUUUCCGCCGAGGCUUCAAGAUCGCAGCUGGGAAAGAGAGAGCGAAUUAAACCACCCAAAAUACACAGAAACAUACAAAUUGUAGCCUUAGGAAUGAUGCCUAAACAAACAAACAAAACGGAAAAAAACGAAUGUGUGUUAAAAG